AUGGGGCGGGGCUUAGUGACGGAGGGGCGUGCCCGGCGGGGCGGGGCUGGGGCCGAGGGGGCAGGACCUGCGCCGACCCGAGCGAGUCUCCGCGGCGGGUGGGCCAAAGGCGCGUGCGCCGCGCGGGCCCCGCCCCCGGGGCCGGAGGCCCACCCGCCCGCCCGCCCGCCCGCCCGCGCGCCGGCGGGAGCUGCGCUCGAAUCGCUCUCCCGGACCGCGAAGGCGGGCGGCGACGGCGACCUGAGGCGGCGGGAGGGCGCGCUCGCCGCGGGGGCGGGCGGCCUGGCUGGCGUGAAGCGCUCGGCCCCGCCGGCGGCCCGGCUGUGCGAGGUCCCACUCCCCACACCGUCCGGCCCGGAGCCCUGGUUCGGCGUCGCCGCCCACCCCGCCCUGCCUGUGACCCGCUGUGUGACCUUGGGCAGGUCUCUUGCCCUCUCGGAUCUCCCCGCGGCUCCUCCCUGUGCGACCCGCAGGGCGGCGGGGACCCAGAGGCCGUGGUCCAGGGCUCCUGGCCGGAGAGAAGGGUGGGCACCCUUCCACCCGAGCACAGUGGCGGCUGCGACCGGACCUCCGGGGGAUCUCCAGGAGUUGAAGAGUCGGGACCACUGGGCCAUCCCUGCAGGGGUCCACGGUCUGCACGCUGCAGCCUCUGGGCAAAGCCCAGCACCAUCUCCUUCCUCUGGAUGUCCUGGCGACCUGCAAGCCAGACCCAGGGCCUCCGUCCGACUCAGCUUUGGUAACGUUGGCCAACCCACAGGUGGUGCUGGGCAAGGCUGGGGCGGUUCGCGUGCCUGGCUUUUCACUUGGAGGUCCGAGCGGCUGUCGGGGUCCCGGGGGUGACACACCACUGCCUUCUCUGU
Messenger RNA from Hippopotamus amphibius kiboko, 860 nucleotides. RefSeq names its product transcription initiation factor TFIID subunit 4-like. Bases 1 to 840 code for a protein of 279 amino acids. The record is from RefSeq and is a predicted model, not a curated record. The transcript is spliced from 2 exons. NCBI's taxonomy places the organism in Eukaryota, Metazoa, Chordata, Mammalia, Artiodactyla, Hippopotamidae.